AUGACAUUCACUUUGGUAGUCGCCUUCUUAAUGUUAGUCUGUACGGAAUACUUAGGACUAUCUCUUUAUAUUAAUGAUAAUGCAUUUGGUAAUGGACUUUUCAUCUUAACUGGUAUACAUUUUAGCCAUGUUAUUGUUGGAGCUAUCCUUGUAUUCUUCACUCAAAGUAUCUAUAGUUCUUUAGUUACUUACAUGCCUACAAGCUCUAUAAUGCUAAGCAAAUCUAAAGAUAACUCCAUACCAGUGAACCGGUUUGUAACUCCGCUUCAUAUCGUACCUGAAUGCUAUGUCGAAUUAUCGCACCCAGAUAACUCCAUACCAGUGAACCGGUUUGUAACUCCGCUUCAUAUCGUACCUGAAUGGUACUUUUUAGCAUAUUAUGCGGUGUUAAAAGUAAUCCCAUCCAAAACCGGUGGUUUGUUAGUAUUUAUGUUAUCAACAUGUCAAUGA
Molecule: messenger RNA, 450 nt
Organism: Besnoitia besnoiti
Lineage: Eukaryota; Apicomplexa; Conoidasida; Eucoccidiorida; Sarcocystidae
Product: cytochrome c oxidase subunit iii subfamily protein
Exons: 3
Coding region: 1-450 (149 amino acids)
Biological process (GO): respiratory electron transport chain
Cellular component (GO): membrane
Molecular function (GO): cytochrome-c oxidase activity
Source: RefSeq, a predicted model, not a curated record